AAUUCUAACAUUUGGCAAAUGAUGACGCCUCCCUCCACCCCGAGGUGGGGGUGGGGGGUAUGGCCGGCGUAUACUGUAUAUAUAUCUUGGCUCAGGUGUGACUCCGGCAGACUCUUCCCACCGGCAGCUGUACCCGUGCUUCACCAACACUUUAAUAAACUAUGGGUGACGUGGAAAAAGGCAAGAAAAUCUUCGUGCAGAGGUGCGCGCAGUGUCACACUGUUGAAGCAGACGGCAAGCACAAGACUGGACCCAACCUCAGCGGCCUCUUCGGCCGCCAGACUGGUCAGGCUCCUGGCUAUCCUUACACUGAUGCCAACAAGGCCAAGGGCAUCACGUGGGAUAAAGAGAAUCUGGAUAUCUACUUGACCAACCCCAAGAAGUUUAUUCCAGGCACAAAGAUGGUGUUCGCCGGUCUUAAGAAGAAGAAUGAGCGUGCAGACUUGAUUGCUUACCUGGAAGCCUCCACCAAGUAGAGCAAGCGACUUGUGAUCUCACCACUUCAAAGACUAACUUCACGUAGCCUAGGACCAAAGGCCACUGUCCGCUCAGCCAUCAACCGAGGCAAGGAGUACGGGGGUUAUGCUAGGACGGGGAACUUUGUCUCACCCACUCAUGCUCCACUGUCCCAUUCAUCCUGAACGUUUAAUCGUCAUAAUUCAGACAUAUUUUAUCCAGGUAAAGGUCUUCCUAUGCCUGGAGGGCUCAGGCAAGUAAUGCAGGUGUGGUAGGAGCUAAUCAUGUGAUGGGUGAGGACGAUAGGCCCUCAUUCUGCUAUUCAUCAUUUGUAUAAAUCAUUAUAUCAUCCUGCUAUCAUUGCUCAUCCGGAUGGGCACUUAACUUACACAGCAAAAUAAAUAAUAUUUAGU
Molecule: messenger RNA, 869 nt
Organism: Procambarus clarkii (red swamp crayfish)
Lineage: Eukaryota; Metazoa; Arthropoda; Malacostraca; Decapoda; Cambaridae
Product: cytochrome c
Biological process (GO): mitochondrial electron transport, ubiquinol to cytochrome c; mitochondrial electron transport, cytochrome c to oxygen
Cellular component (GO): mitochondrial intermembrane space
Molecular function (GO): heme binding; electron transfer activity
Source: RefSeq, a predicted model, not a curated record